Molecule: messenger RNA, 3240 nt
Organism: Arabis nemorensis
Lineage: Eukaryota; Viridiplantae; Streptophyta; Magnoliopsida; Brassicales; Brassicaceae
Source: the annotation of a GenBank genome assembly
AUGAGACGCCGAGGAAGCGAUCUGGAGUCCGGUAAAAGCGAAAACGCCGACUCCGAUAGCGACACUUUCUACAUCCCAUCCAAAAACGCUUCAAUCGAGCGACUCCAACAAUGGAGAAAAGCUGCACUGGUGCUCAAUGCUUCACGGAGAUUCCGUUACACCUUGGACUUGAAGAAGGACCAAGAGACGAGAGAAAUGAGACAGAAGAUUAGAAGUCACGCUCAUGCUCUUCUGGCUGCAAAUCGUUUCAUGGAUUUUGGGCGUGAGCAAGGAGUUAAACCAACGGCUGCUGCAACUCCAGCUGGUGAUUUCGGAAUCGGACCUGAACAGCUUUUGAUCAUGUCCAAGGAUCACAAUGUUGGUUCCCUGCAGGAAUAUGGAGGGGCUCAAGGAUUGUCAAACUUGCUCAAGACUAAUCCGGAGAAAGGUAUCAGUGGAGAUGAUGAUGACUUGCUAAAGCGGAAGAACAUUUAUGGUUCAAACACCUAUCCUCGCAAGAAAGGGAAAGGGUUUCUGAGGUUUCUUUGGGAUGCUUGUCAUGAUCUCACAUUGAUCAUUUUGAUGGUGGCUGCUGUAGCGUCUUUAGCACUUGGGAUAAAAACAGAGGGUAUCAAAGAAGGAUGGUAUGAUGGAGGAAGCAUUGCAUUUGCUGUGAUUCUCGUGAUUGUUGUGACAGCUGUCAGUGACUACAAACAGUCACUUCAGUUUCAAAACUUGAAUGAUGAAAAGAGAAACAUACAUCUGGAGGUUAUAAGAGGUGGAAGACGAGUGGAAGUUUCAAUCUAUGACCUUGUGGUCGGUGAUGUCAUACCCCUCAACAUUGGCAAUCAAGUUCCUGCAGAUGGAGUGCUGAUAGCUGGCCACUCUCUUGCCCUUGAUGAGUCUAGCAUGACUGGAGAGAGCAAAAUCGUUAACAAAGACGCUAACAAGGACCCAUUCCUAAUGUCUGGAUGUAAAGUGGCAGAUGGAAAUGGUGUUAUGCUGGUUACUGGUGUUGGAGUCAACACUGAAUGGGGAUUGCUGAUGGCCUCUAUUUCUGAAGACAAUGGUGAAGAAACUCCCUUACAGGUUCGCUUAAAUGGGGUAGCUACUUUUAUUGGUUCCAUUGGUUUAGGAGUUGCUGCUUGUGUGCUAGUGAUUCUUCUGGUUCGAUAUUUCACCGGUCACACUAAAGAUGUGGGUGGAGGUCCUCAAUUCGUUAAAGGAAAGACAAAAAUCGGUCAUGUAGUUGAUGAUGUGGUCAAAGUUAUCACCGUUGCGGUUACAAUUGUCGUAGUGGCAGUUCCGGAGGGUCUUCCAUUGGCUGUUACUUUAACCCUUGCCUAUUCAAUGAGGAAAAUGAUGGCAGAUAAGGCUUUGGUGCGGAGGCUAUCUGCUUGUGAGACAAUGGGCUCUGCCACCACUAUUUGCAGCGAUAAAACUGGAACACUGACUUUGAAUCAAAUGACAGUGGUUGAGUCUUAUGCCGGGGGCAAGAAAACAGAUACUGAAAAAUUGCCAGCAACUAUCACGUCGCUAGUUGUUGAAGGAAUAUCUCAAAAUACAACUGGUAGUAUUUUCGUCCCUGAGGGUGGCGGUGAGUUAGAGUAUUCUGGUUCACCAACGGAAAAAGCCAUUCUUGGCUGGGGAGUUAAGCUCGGAAUGAACUUCGAGACAGCCAGAUCACAGUCUUCUAUUCUUCAUGCUUUUCCGUUCAACUCAGAGAAGAAACGUGGUGGUGUUGCUGUAAAAACGGCUGAUGGUGAAGUUCAUAUUCACUGGAAAGGAGCUUCAGAAAUUGUCCUAGCAUCAUGCAGAAGCUACAUCGAUGAGGAUGGUAAUGUGGCACCAAUGACUGAAGACAAGGCAUUGUAUUUCAAGAAUGGCAUCGAAGAGAUGGCUGGAAGAACCUUACGAUGUGUCGCACUGGCCUUUAGAACCUAUGAGGCUGAAAAGGUCCCAACAGGUGAAGAACUCUCAAAGUGGGUAUUGCCAGAGGAUGACCUUAUCUUACUAGCUAUAGUAGGCAUAAAGGAUCCAUGUAGACCGGGAGUCAAAGAAUCAGUUCAGUUGUGUCAAAAUGCUGGUGUCAAGGUCCGUAUGGUUACUGGUGACAACAUCCAAACUGCCAGAGCUAUUGCUUUGGAGUGUGGGAUAUUAACUUCAGAUGCAGAGGCCUCCGAGCCUAAUCUCAUUGAAGGAAAAUCAUUCCGUGCCUUGACUGAUGCAGAAAGGGAUAAGAUUAGUGGCAAAAUCUCGGUUAUGGGCCGUUCAUCACCCAAUGACAAGCUUCUGCUGGUACAAUCUCUGAGAAGGCAAGGGCAUAUUGUUGCUGUCACCGGAGAUGGGACAAAUGAUGCUCCUGCAUUGCAUGAGGCUGAUAUUGGUCUUGCUAUGGGAAUAGCAGGAACAGAAGUGGCUAAGGAGAGUUCGGACAUCAUCAUUUUGGAUGACAACUUUGCUUCAGUUGUCAAGGUUGUCCGUUGGGGGAGAUCAGUCUACGCCAACAUUCAGAAAUUCAUCCAGUUUCAGCUCACUGUCAAUGUCGCUGCUCUCGUCAUUAACGUUGUUGCUGCUAUAUCUAGUGGUGACGUUCCACUUACCGCUGUGCAGCUUCUUUGGGUUAAUCUGAUAAUGGACACUCUCGGUGCAUUAGCUUUGGCUACUGAACCACCGACUGAUCACCUCAUGGGGAGACCUCCUGUGGGCAGAAAAGAGCCUCUUAUUACCAACAUCAUGUGGAGAAACUUAAUGAUUCAGGCUAUCUAUCAAGUGAGUGUAUUGUUAGUCCUCAAUUUCAAAGGCAUAAGCAUACUUGGCCUUGAACAUGAAGUUCCCGCACAUGCCACCAGAGUGAAGAACACAUUGAUCUUCAAUGCAUUUGUUCUCUGCCAAGCUUUCAACGAGUUCAAUGCCCGUAAACCAGACGAGAAGAACAUUUUCAAAGGAGUUAUCAAGAAUCGUCUCUUCAUGGGAAUAAUAGUCAUAACUCUCGUCCUCCAGGUUAUCAUUGUUGAGUUCCUUGGUAAAUUUGCUUCUACGACAAAACUGAACUGGAAACAGUGGUUAAUAUGCGUUGUCAUCGGUGUGAUCAGUUGGCCUCUUGCUCUCGUCGGGAAAUUCAUUCCGGUGCCAAAAACUCCUAUCAGCAACAGACUGGCAUUACUAAAAUGCUGGGGAAAGAAGAAAAAAUCUUCUGGAGAAGGUAUAACAACUUACACAGCCUAUGAGUAUCACUGGACUAUCUUUAAUAUCAUAUAA